AUGCUACGAAGGUGUACUUCUCUUAUUACCAUUACUUCAACCAUUAUCGCCCAAUCACAUUCUAUUACCCGUUCCAUUAGUACAAGUAUCCCCAAUAGUGUACCUGAGAAGAGUGAGGAGAAUGGAGAUGUGGCCUCUACUACAGAAGAUACACACUCCGCAUACCGUGAACGUCUCAUUCGUGAAAUUCUCUCACGCGAUAAAGAGAUAUUUGAAAUGAAACGACAGCAUGAACUCUCUAUGAUGCGUGUAGAGGAGAACCAGCGCCGUACACUCAAAGACCAGGAGGAUCGUGGUAUGUAUUAUGAGCAGAACUGUAAUGUUCAUACCUUUGACACUGUCUCUGUUGGUCUAUACACACAGCGUAAUACUCUUUAUCACACUAUGGGAGUAGAGAGACUUCGAAAUGUAAAGUUAUUUGUUACUUUACUUGUUACUCUCGCUACUUGCUUUUAUCUUUACUAUCGCUAUAUGAUAAACCCAGAGUGGGUGUAUGUGGAGAAGCCGUUGAAAAUCCUUGGAAGCCGCGUUGGUGCCCUGAGAGAGUUGCGCGAACAGAUAGCAGCGGAAGAGGAAAAACAGCUUCUUUCAGUUCAUUCAAAUACACGUUUUUAA
Molecule: messenger RNA, 615 nt
Organism: Trypanosoma theileri
Lineage: Eukaryota; Euglenozoa; Kinetoplastea; Trypanosomatida; Trypanosomatidae
Exons: 1
Coding region: 1-615 (204 amino acids)
Source: RefSeq, a predicted model, not a curated record